CAUAAUCUACUACUUUCGCCAAACACACAUCCCUUGGUUUCUCUAAUUCAUCUCCAUGGUUCCAGAGUUCCAGAAACCUAGAGUCACAGAGAUACAUGUCCGAAUGGACUGUAAUGGAUGUGUGCAGAAGAUUAAGAAAGCACUCAGUGGCAUAAAUGGUAUAUAUGAUCUCUAUAUAGACUUCCCACAACAAAAAAUAACAAUUAUUGGGUGGACAGAUCCAGAAAAAAUUGUUAAAGCAAUCAAGAAAACAAGGAAGAUAGCCACCAUAUGCAACAUUGAACCAACCGAGUCACCAUCUCAACUACCAGAACUAUCAUCAUCUCAACCAAAAGAACCAGAACCUGAAGGAAAUGCACAACCCUCUGAAGCAACACAACCACAACCCACAGAAACUCCACCAGUUCAAGCAGGACCCCAAGAGGAACCUCCAAAAGACACAUCACCUCAUGAACAGCCACCACAUGAGACAACACCAUCACCAACACACACACCUGCUGAGGAUAAUCCAAACCAGCAAUCACCAAGCACUCCAAGAACAAAGGAUGUAGGAGAGGUUCAUGUGAUAUACCACAACCCACCUAACCAUGGAAACAGAUUUGGUCCUGCCCACAACUUUGUUGGACACUGGGGGCAAAGAUACCAUAAUAUCCCAACAUUUCUUCAAGAACCACCCCAACCAGUGUAUGUGACACACAGCUAUAAUACAUAUAGGCCAUCACCUUAUGUCACUGAAUAUGAGUAUGCAAGGUCACCACCAAGACACACACAUUACUACCAAAAUGGUAAUGGAAACAUCACAUCCAUGUUCAGUGAUGAAAAUCCAAAUGCGUGUAGAAUAGUAUAAAAGAAAAUCAAGAG
Abrus precatorius (Indian licorice) is the source of this 861-nucleotide messenger RNA. RefSeq names its product early nodulin-75-like. Gene Ontology annotation, molecular function: metal ion binding. The transcript has 3 exons. The record is from RefSeq and is a predicted model, not a curated record. Bases 56 to 847 code for a protein of 263 amino acids. NCBI's taxonomy places the organism in Eukaryota, Viridiplantae, Streptophyta, Magnoliopsida, Fabales, Fabaceae.